AUGUUAAAUAUUGCAGUGUUAUGGUCAUCCAAGAAGGCAAUACUGUUGCUAAUGUCUGAUAUAAGUGAUAAUGAGGAAUUCUUCCGUGAUUUAGAGGAAGAUUUUGGGGAACUGGAUGAAGUUGAAGAAGAGCAAGAUGAAGUGAUAGAACCUACGGUUUUUUCAAAUGAAGAGGUAGAUGAUGAGGUUAAAUUUGUUAGUCAGUUGAUCGAUGGGUAUUCCAUAUUGAAAGUCGAUGUUUUAGAAAAUCAGUUACCUUCAUCUGUAUCAAAAGUUAGUAAAAAUGAGAGGAUAAUACGGAAUCUUUUAGACAAGAAAAAAUAUGAAUUUGUAGAAUUGUUGCCAUUACUGACCAGAUUGCUAGGUAUCAUUCAAGAAGAGAUUAGUUGUUUCUACGAGUAUAGUAAACAUAUUUACAAGUUUAAAUUCUUUGAGUUAGAGACAUUAGCGCCUACAGCUGUUCAAUUUGCGAAGACAAUACAAUUGAUUGAAACCAUGGAUGAUUUUUCUCAGCAUGAUCUAUUAUCGUCAAAACUUGAAACAGAAAUUCUGUUGACAAAAGAGCAAGUCUUAGUUUUGAUUAUAGCUAUGAAAACCUCUUUAAACAAAGAAUAUUCUUUUGAAGGAUCCAUGAAGACAUCCCUAAAGCAAUUUACAGACAUCAUUAUCCAGCAUGAUCUAUUGAAAAAGGAAAUAACUACUUUCAUUGAAUCAAAUAUUAUCACUAUUGCUCCAAACUUAUGUGCAUUGGUAGGAUCUGAGAUUACAUCCUUAUUGAUCGGGCAUGCUGGUGGUAUCCUUGAAUUAAGUCAAAUUCCAAGUUGCAACCUGGCUUCUGUUGGUAAAAACAAAUACUUCUCCCAUGAAAGACAAACAAAUCUGAGUGGAGUACGUCAGGAAGGAUAUAUUUAUAAUUCAGAGCUAAUCCAAUCCCAGCCUGUGGAUUAUCACAAACAAUUGUUAAGAAUGCUAUGUGCUAAAAUUUCAUUAGCGGCAAGAGUGGAUACCAGCGUUAAGAUAUCGACAUCUUCAACCGAACCAGCAGCUUUCUUAGGCCAGAAAUGGCGAGAAGAGAUAGUAACAAAGAUAAGAAAACUCCACGAAGCGGCAAAUAUUUCUGAUACUAAACCAUUACCUAUACCACAAGAUGCUAAGAAGAAAAAACGUGCAGGUCGAAAAUUUAGAAAGUAUAAACAACAAUUUGAGUUAUCACACAUGAGACAACUUCAAAAUAGAAUGGAAUUUGGUAAGCAAGAAACAACCAGUCUAGACUCGUUCGGUGAAGAAGUAGGUUAUGGUAUGGUAAAUAGCACAUUACGUCAAACUACUGGCGGGAAUAUCCGUAUUACCAAAGGUGCGAAUAACACUGCAAAGAUGACCAAAAAAAUGAAAAAACGUAUCGAAGAAGCCAAUGAAGCGUCCAAUGAGUACUUACUGUCACUUCCACCAUCAUUGCCAUCAGAUCCAAAGAAUCCUACCUGA
This is a messenger RNA of Vanderwaltozyma polyspora DSM 70294, 1482 nucleotides long. It is a transcript of the gene PRP31, whose product is annotated as U4/U6-U5 snRNP complex subunit PRP31. The transcript has a single exon. NCBI's taxonomy places the organism in Eukaryota, Fungi, Ascomycota, Saccharomycetes, Saccharomycetales, Saccharomycetaceae. The coding region runs from base 1 to 1482 and encodes 493 amino acids. The record is from RefSeq and is a predicted model, not a curated record. Gene Ontology annotation, cellular component: precatalytic spliceosome; U4 snRNP; U4/U6 x U5 tri-snRNP complex. Gene Ontology annotation, biological process: mRNA splicing, via spliceosome; spliceosomal tri-snRNP complex assembly.